This is a messenger RNA of Melitaea cinxia (Glanville fritillary), 928 nucleotides long. RefSeq lists its product as uncharacterized. Lineage: Eukaryota; Metazoa; Arthropoda; Insecta; Lepidoptera; Nymphalidae. The record is from RefSeq and is a predicted model, not a curated record. The transcript is spliced from 5 exons. Bases 313 to 837 code for a protein of 174 amino acids.
ACUUACACAGCCGUCAUCGUGCGUCAGUAUCGCGCUAAACCCGUCAGUCGCUUACCGUCAGAUGAUCUCCAACUAGCGAGAGUACCGCGCGGCUUCGUUCCCGGCCUCCUAUUAUACGCGCAUUUAAUCCAGUGCCUUAUUUACUUUAGUAAAAAAGAAAAGUAUUUUGUGAUUAGUACAUCAGUGUUAUUGUGCAACAUAUUGGUUUAAACGCUGAGAAACCAUGAAACGGUGAUCGACGAUAAACACUCGUAGCAACGACUUAAUAGUAUUGGGGGAUUUUACUAUUUGUUCUGAGCAAAUACAAUCAAAAUGAGGAGAUUACAGAAGUGCUGUUGUUGUGCCUCUACCCGCACAGGAACCAUUAUCACAGGGGCGUUAGGAAUUAUUCUCUCUAUAGCAACUAUUAUUACCAUUUGGGUUGCGAACAAGCACAAUGUCUCCUACAGGACAUUCAUCUUCGCAGAAGACUUCGACAAAAAAUUGUCAGAUAUGGAUAUUCCCAGAAUAAUAUUAACAAUCAACUUGUGUUUCACAAUUUUGAUAUGUUCACUACUCAUCGUGGCUGUUCUAAAGAGACGCUCCUGGCUAAUGUUGCCGUGGGUUGUGCUCGGUAUCGUGCUGGCUGUUGGAUUGUUGAUAAGCGUCCUCCAUACCUCCAUCACGUACUAUCUCGAUGAACAGGACCACGCGCUUUUGGCUACCUUCAUUCUAAUUGGAGGACUAGUAUAUUUAGGAAUUUACCUCUAUCUGUGGGCAGUUGUAUUCAGCCAUUAUCUAGAUGUUCGCGACGAUGAAGAACGCGGUCGGUACAGGAAAGCUCCCUACAAACGAUAAAAAUGCCACCGAAGUACUAACAAAAAAUGCUAGGACUAUGUAUCGUAAAUUAUAAGUGCCUUAUCUGAUGUAAUAAAAAAUGUUUAAUAUA